AUGGAUACGUCUGAGUUUGGAAUUGUCUACGCCGUUCAUAUAAUCACCGCCCAGUUCGGUUCCGUCGUAUCGAAAGUUUGUGAAUGUCUUCUUCGUAAAGGAUCUCUUUCUUCGAGAGACAUCUCUCGUUUCUCGGAAUCAGAGAUCAAUCAUAACAAAGUCAAGGAUAUUUUGUAUCUCUUGAUUCAGCAUAAUUGUGUUCAAGCCUUUUCUGUGGAACCUCGUGCUGGUUCCGAGAGCAAAGCUAUUGUACAGUACUUUGUGCUGUUUAACAACAUUAUUCAUCGUGUGAGGUAUAACAAGUUUUCGAGGGUUGUAAACGAAGAACUUGGGUCUCAGUGCGGCGCAGUUCUUGAUGGUUUACUUACUAACGGUAGGCUUACCUUGGGACAGCUGAUAGAAAGAGACAGAGAUUCAGAAAAUACGAUAGGUUCAGAAGUGAUCAGAGAUUCUCUUCGGAAAUUGGUUGCUGCCCGUUUUGUUGAGCGCAUUCCUUCUCCCGAACCUGUUAUUGGAAAAAAAGAACAAGAGCCGGGUCAAAAAAAAAAAGGCACUAGAGCUGCCCAGAUUAUAAAAGAACCGGAAACCUUAGAGGAACGUAUUAUUGAAGCAGCAACUCCAGUUGACGCUAUAAGGUUUCCACUUAUAUUCGAACAAGGUUCAAGUUCAUCUUUAGCCGACAAUGAUGGCAACAUCUCCGAGGGGAAGCGUAAGCAACAUGACGUGGAGUCAUCAGAUUCGAGAAAUGAAGUAAUUUGGCGUCCUAAUUUCGAGGAGUUCAUCCGCCACCUUAGACAUAAGGCGUGUGUGGAGAUAGUGAAAGAGCGCAGGGAUGAAGGAUGUGCCAUUGUCUUGAGGGCAAUGUUAGAAGUAGGAAGAUCUCAGGAGAAGAAGGUGAAAACCGCCAAGUCGGUUCCAAUGUCAGUUGGUUCUAUUUAUGAAGAGGUUAUAAAGACAGAAGCAGGUCGCACUAUGUUACAAGAGCGAGUUGAAGCAUGCCUUGACCAAUUGAGUGCAACGUCUUCAUAUCUACCAGCAUUUGUGAUAGAAAUGGAUGAUUCAUACAUAGUUGAUUUUACUUCCAUUAUCAGCGUAGCACAGAAAGACGAGAUGGAAGCAGUAGUUUUGAGAAGAUAUGGGAAAGAAGCUUUCAGAAUGUUCAGAUACUUAUCACAGGAAGGUCAUUUUGUUGAGACCGAUAAGAUUGCCGAUGCCGCGCUCACUGAAAAGAAAGACACACCUCAAAUCCUUUUGAAGAUGUGGAAGGAUGGAUACUUACAUAUGCAGAAAUUGGCGGUCACGGGUGUAUAUGUACCCUUCCUAUUGUGGAAGGUAAACAAGCUGAUUGUGUCAAGGCAAAUGUUGGAUGAGAUGUAUCAUGCUUGUUUAAACUUGAGUCUCAGGUUGACCCAUGAGAUAGAUUCCGAGAAAGAGUUGACGUUGCUCCCAUUGAAUAAACUGGAAGGAGCAUUAAAAGAGAGACUGAACAAGAUCAAAGCUAAGAGGCUGUUGCUCUCUUCCACUAGCUUUAAACUUGAUGAUGCCAUUAUGCUUUUCCAUGACUUUUAA
Molecule: messenger RNA, 1569 nt
Organism: Arabis nemorensis
Lineage: Eukaryota; Viridiplantae; Streptophyta; Magnoliopsida; Brassicales; Brassicaceae
Source: the annotation of a GenBank genome assembly